Molecule: messenger RNA, 1281 nt
Organism: Pediculus humanus corporis (human body louse)
Lineage: Eukaryota; Metazoa; Arthropoda; Insecta; Psocodea; Pediculidae
Exons: 7
Coding region: 1-1281 (426 amino acids)
Molecular function (GO): nucleic acid binding
Source: RefSeq, a predicted model, not a curated record
AUGUCUACCGACUGGGACAUUGAUUCUUAUAAAACUGAUUAUGAAAAUAUUGAACAUUGGGAACUCAAGAAAAAAUUUAUGCUUGCUCAUAAAGAUAAAUUUUCAGAAGAUGAAUUAGUUAGCUUAGCUCAGGUUUUUGCUAAUAUUGAAUUCUUGGGCUGCAGAUACCCUGAUAAAACUAUGAUUAGGGUGGCCGAAUUGGCCAAAGGUGUUGUUGAAGAAUUUCGAGAGCAAAGAAAACAUACUUUAAAAAGAACUUUAAUCGGGUCUGAAGAGGCUGCUUCUGCUAAGAUUAAAGGGCAAAAUUUUUUAAAAAACCAAGAAGAAAAUGAUUCGAAUAAAGGUAAAUAUUCUUCUUAUCAUACGAGUACAAAAUCUAAAGAUGUUGAAGAAAUUACAAUUGGUGAUUCUACGGAUGAACCUACCAGUUCUCAUGUGAGUAAAAGACCAAAAUAUGGAGGAGUUAAAACUUUUAAGAUAGAAAAAAAAUGCAAUAGUUCUUCAACAAGUGAAUUACCUUUAGGAAAUUUUGUUUUAUUUCUCGAUGCAGAUAGUCACCCGAUAAGUGAAAUACAAAGAAGUGCCAUAAUAAAUAGGGUUACCCCAAAAUGGUGUUUUGAUGUUGGACCAGAAAAUUCAAAAAUUUGUAAAAUAUAUUUUAAUAAUACAUUUAUAGCAUCAGGUAAAGGUAAAACGACUAAAUUAAGUAAAGAAAAUGCUGCAAUAUCUGCCAUAUCAAAACUAAGAGAAAAUUAUUUUGCUGUUAAGGUCAAAUAUAAAUUUUUUUCUGAUAAAAUAGUGAGUUCAUCUGAUUUAAAUGCAGUUGCAAAUGAAGAAAUUAAGGAAGAUAACAUUGGAAGAAAAUUAAUGAAACUUAUGGGAUGGGAAGGUGGGGGUUUAGGCAGUAAAGGUCAGGGUAUUCAAAAACCAGUGACUUCUAAUUCUAUAACAAUUCAAAGAGGAGGUUUGGGACUUUUUAAAAGUGAUGAAACUAAUUUUGAAGUUUUUAAAGGAAAAAUAAAAGAACAUGUUAAAAAUUGGUUGCAAGAAGAUACCAAUCAAGACUUGGUAUUUUCUAAUGAAUUUACAUUAGACGAAAGAAAAAUAAUUCAUGAAAUAGCAAAACAGUUCUCUUUAAAAUCAAAGAGCUACGGAAAAGACCGAAAUCGGAAUUUAGUUGUUUUCAAAAAAACUAAACCUUUGGAAAUUGUUGAAACAUUAAAAAAAUUAGGAGGAAGUUCAGACAAAUAUGAAUUAAUGUAUCCUACAAAAAAGGGUUGA